UCUCUAGCUACAGUCGGAAAACGGGCGCCAGUAGCGGAAGAAGCGAUGUGUGUUCGCACUAGAUAUACGCGAUUAGAACGUCGACGGCCAUGAUAUUCGUGUUGUUCCGUGCAGAAAGUUAGGAGUGACCCGCUUGACCGGAAGGAUGGACAUCAGACCAUGGGAGCUGUGGUCUGUUAUCAUUGUUUUCAUCCUCUCCUCUGUGAAAGGUGAGAUCCGGUGCUACUGCAACCAGGCCCACUGUGUGUCCACGGGGUACAUGUGCAAGUCGAGGUCUGUCUGCUUCAGUGACCUUGACAGUGGGCUGCACGGAUGUUUGGAGAAACGAAAAUGCCUGGGACUUCACUGCUGCAAAGAGGACAUGUGCAACUACAUCCAUGUGGAUAUACACAUGCACACACAUAAAGCACCCAUGGCAGAUGCAUUUGGAGAUGGUUCACCUGAUGGUUCCGAUCGGAUUGCGCUCAUGGAAUCCGCAUUCCGUAGGGAAAUCUGGUUCAGGGCCGCCGUGAUCGCCACACCUAUAGCCGGAUUCUGUAUUUUGACUCUCUUAGUGAUCGCUGCCGCCAGAAUGUUGCGCCAAGAUGCGGAGAGGCAGCGGAGACUCCUAGAACUGCGGAGAGUCUAUGGUCACUCUCUGAAGGAUACAUUGCUCCCUUGGAGCAAGGAUAAAAACACAACUAUUGUCUAGUCCUGGAUAGAAAGAACAUUUACCACUCUUUCCACUCCAACAUACGACACGCUAAGAGCUUUCAUUGCAUGUUUCAGGGGCAGUGUGGCCCCUAAGUGUUUAGAAAAGUGGUGGCUACUCUACGCACAUACCAUCACAAUGGUUUCCCAGAAUUUUAAAUUGUGAUGGUCAAGGCUUAUCUUUUAUUGCUGUAAAUUCAGCCAAGAACUCUAAGAAGUAACUUCUGGAAAGUGUCCUCAGUGGUUGCUUGCAGCUUGGGGAAUGGAUCAUUUUCUUUUUCAAUUUUUGGUCAAGAAGCUUGAAAAGUAAUUAUUGGAGAUGGUCUUCAACAUUUACAUCUUAAAUAUAUUACUUUAUAUUUCACGGCAGGCUAAGAUCCUAAUUAGGUAACUUUGAAAACAGUUAUCAAUGAGUUGUUAUUUCAUGUUUUAUAAAAGGCCAAAAUAUAGAAACAUCAAGUUAUUUACAGCCUGAAUCAUCAGUUGCCAUCGAAUUUCAGGCCGAAAGCUCAAAAAGUUUAUUUUUGGAAAAAAUCAUCAAGUUAAGCUGGAAUGGUUUAUUUCUGCCGACCUUCAGGCCAAAAGCUCUUAAAGAUAUAACUCUUGGAAAGAAUCAUCAAGUAACAGCUUGAAUGAUCAAAAUCUACCUACUUCAAGACCAAAAGCUCAAAAAAUAAUUUUUGAAAAUAAUUGCUUACUGUCUCCUCGUGGAUGUAACUUCAGAUUAAGAGCUCAAAAAAUAACUGAAGUCAAUCAUCAACAAUGGCGUCUUGGAGACUUGUGGUGACCAGUGUGGCAAUAUGCAUAUGACACAGACAGAUCAAUGAAUUUAUAGUUCCAGAUUUCGUUAGUGAUUUCAUUUAUUGUGCUGUAGUAAAAUUUGUUUCGAUAUAUGUUUUAAGUGAGAUAUCUUUUUUUGUACAUAAUUUCUGUUCCAUUGAAAGAUGUAUACUUAAUGAAUUGUGUUACAGCAUCAAACUUCAAAGGACAAAGAAUGUCCGAAUUGUGUUUUAGUUCGUUUGUCUGGAAGAAAAGUGUACAGCGCAGAUUUUUUAUAGAUAUAAAUUAUUUUAUUAACAUGGAUUUUUUUGGAAAUGCUUACAAAAAAUCUUUUCAUACAGACUUAUGAUUAUGUAUUUUAAAGUGAGUGCAUUUGUACGUCUCUACCUAUUGAUAAUUUUCUGAAUCUUUUACAAAGAAUUGUUUUUAAUGUUUGAUAGGUGCUGUUAUCAACCGAGAAGCUCAUAUGUAAAGAAUUUAUCUCUUGAUCUCAUGCAUUUCAGGGUGCCUAUAUUGUUUCGCUUUCAAAUCUCAAACUAAAAAAUAGUGUAAUUAUUUUUAUACAUGGAUGAUAGUUAAUUGAUAAAAAAAAAUAUUUUGUAAUGUCAUAUAUUUCUGGAUGGAUUUCAUACUAACAAUACAAAUUUUGUUCUCUGGAUCAAACUUCUUUGUAAUAUUGAAAUUUUUAUCAAUGCAUUUUGAAUUGAAAUGAAGUUUAGAGAUGGUUUAUAUUCUUGUAUCAACAUCAAGCCUCUAACAGAAGAAUCAGUGUUUAUAUGUCGUAAAAAGAAAAGACUUGUUGAACUUCUGAACAUGAGGGUGUUUAUAUAUUGACACAAAGUAUUUUCGUGAUAUUAAAAAUAUUUAUUAUUGAA
This is a messenger RNA of Argiope bruennichi, 2345 nucleotides long. RefSeq names its product BMP and activin membrane-bound inhibitor homolog. NCBI's taxonomy places the organism in Eukaryota, Metazoa, Arthropoda, Arachnida, Araneae, Araneidae. Bases 146 to 691 code for a protein of 181 amino acids. The transcript has 3 exons. The record is from RefSeq and is a predicted model, not a curated record.